Molecule: messenger RNA, 1261 nt
Organism: Drosophila elegans
Lineage: Eukaryota; Metazoa; Arthropoda; Insecta; Diptera; Drosophilidae
Product: peritrophin-48
Exons: 2
Coding region: 99-1172 (357 amino acids)
Cellular component (GO): extracellular region
Molecular function (GO): chitin binding
Source: RefSeq, a predicted model, not a curated record
AGCUGCAGUAUCAGUUGUGUUGUGAUUGCCGCCACCAAACGAUCGCAACGUUCCAGUAACCAGGAUAAAAGUGAACCCAAGGAUAAAGGAUAUACACCAUGAUUGGAGCCAGCGGUAUCCUGUCGCUGCUGUUUGUGGCCAGCUGUUUGGGCGACGUAAUCGAGGACUUUGAGUACUUGUCGGUGAGUGAGAUGUGUGAACUGCUGCCGCCGGAGACGAGCUUCCUGCGUCCCAACACCUGCGACAGCUGGGUGAGCUGCGCCGGCAACUACACCAACCUGGAGCAGGGCGGCUGUGCGGCCGGACUGUACUACAACAAGGAGCUGGGCCGCUGCGUCCUGGCCUCCAGUGUUGUUUGUCCCUAUGCCGGCGGUAUGGUGCAGCAACCGAAGAACCUGUGCGCCAACGAGACCGAAGGAGCCUUCAUUGUGGACCCCAGCAGCAGCAAUUGCCGCGGCUACAUCCUGUGCAAGGGCCAGAGGCAGAUCAAGGCCAAUUGCCCCAACGAGCUGAUCUUCCACCCCAGGUCGAGAUCCUGCGUCUACGAGACCCAAUACGCGUGUCCCAUCAGCCAGACGAACAAGCCGAGUCCGGCCUGCCGUUCGCUGAGCAACCAUACCCGCCUGGCCGACCCCGUCCAUUGCGACCAGUACUACGAGUGCGUGGGUGAGGUGCUGCACAGCCGAUCCUGUCCCCUGCAGGAGGCCUACGAUGCGGACCUGGGCGCCUGCGUGCCCCAGGACCGGGUGAACUGCUACGAGACGGCUGCCCUGCCGGAACCGGAGAACACCUUCUGCGUGGACAAUGUCACCGGGAAGGCCCGCACGGGCUACUUUGCCGACGACCUGUCCUGCUCGAAGUACUACAUCUGCGGCGAGCCGGUGGCCGGCAAACACGACACGGAACCCAAGCACCUCAGCUGUCCGCUGGGCCAGUACUUUGACUUCGUGAAGCUCUCCUGCCGCGACCGGCUCAACGUACGCUGCCAGCUGGACAGGUGCGUGGGCGCCAACCUGACCUAUGUGAAUGUGGCCGGCGACUGCCAGAGCUAUGGACGCUGCUCCGGCGGACUCACUGUCAGUCUGGGCCACUGCCCCGAUGGCUACUUCUUCGACGAGCGCAACCAGGGGUGCACCCAAACCAACUACCACUACAUCGCCUGCUCCGCAUAGGUUGGCCCAGAAACUCUUUCCCAUAUCCCUUUCAAUUUCAACUUAAACGUAUAAUAAAUCGAUCCAAUUCAAGGUGGAGGUCAAGUGCA